AACAACAGAGACUAGGGUUUCGCAUAUACCUUCCACAUUUUCGCCACAAAUCGAGGCGUCAGUGGCUUUGUGAAAUUUCCUUUGGGGCUUGGAAUUCCCAACUCUUCGAAGGAAGCAUCGAAACGUGCGGCGGUUCACCUGCAACAGGAUUCGAGCGACGAAGAAGCACUGAAUCCGAGCUUGUGAUGAGUGCCGAGUAAGAGUUGGGGGAAAAUUAGGUUUGAGAGGGAUUCGGGUGUGACAUUCGCGUCUCCUCUCAACGCAUUGCGAUGAGUGGGUGUUCUGGUCCUCUCUGCAGCGUGCCAGCUUCUAAUUUUCGAUGCAGCGUAAAAUUUUCGGUAUUGGAGGAUUCUGUAGGAACCAGAAUAUGGAGAACGGGGUUAUGCCAGGGAACUGUGGCGCUUAAAUCGCGUAGGUUACUUGCUCAUAACGGGAAGUUCUUUGAGGUGAAGUUGGUAGGUGAUUCAUCACGACCUGCUAGAGGUGUUGGUGUUGGCCGAAUCUGCGCAGUAAGAACUGAUGAAGAGAGACCAAGACGUCGUUCAAAAUCACCUAAUUACCCUCCACGAAGUCCUCCUGGUUCCUUAAAUUCUGACUUGGAAGAAGAGAACGUGCUUCCAUUAUUGAGAGGGGCCUCGCGAAGGGAUCCGAACAUGGAAGCGGACGGUGGUUACAUUUCAUCACUUGAUGACUAUGAUGAAGAGGAGGGAGAGUUUGAUGAAGAGGUUGACGACAAGGAGGGUGAGGGCAGGAUUGAGCCUCUACUUCGUCUAUUGAGAGGAGCCAACCGAUACAUUCUUGCAGGUAUGUUCGUUUUGGGAAUGGGGGCAGGCAUCACUGUUGAUACAGUCCUUAACGUGGAGCCUAAUAACGUUGCAUCUCGCGAAGUGAUAGAUCGUCAAACUCCAAACCCAGAUGUAUGCAUUGCUAAUGGAAUGAGCGCCAUGGUGCUAGACCAGCGCCUCUUUAUCUCUUUUAAUCCAUUCAAUGUGUACGUGUCGCAGACUGAGGUGAAGCCUGGAUGUGUCUUGAGGCAAAGUAACUGGAGUGUGCUGGAAGCCCGGGGUUUAGUGACGUCUGACGAAGUUCGAGCAUGUAAACGCAACAUGAAUACGUUUGGCUUCGUGGGCGAUCUUCGCCAAGCCCCUGAAAUCUCUUGCGUGUACCACAGUGAGAGUGCUGAGAACCAGUUUCUGAAGGACCCUUCCAAGGCCACUCUCGGUGAUGGAUACCAACCCAAAAGCUUCGGAGAAUGAGAUAAAUCACUUUGGGCAAACCUACUCGUAGAGUCAUAUUGUAGGAUCCAUAUUGGCUUAUGGUAUCUGUAUUGUAUUUUAUAACCAUGGAUUGUAUCAUAGAGGACUGGCACACGAGCUAGCAACAUUUUCGAUCGCCGCUGUGACAACUAGAGUCCAUAGCAGCAGUUUAAAGCAGUUGCAUUGAUUUAAGGAUAGACUUAUACGAUUUAUUCGGCGACCUCUAAUCAUGUUCUCAGUGGCCUACAUAGUGGUCAUUGCAGCCUCAAGUUGACGUUUUACUCGAUCAGAUGAACAGAUGUAAGGUGAAAUGAUUGUGUUCGAAGAUUGAGACUGCGUGUCACGGACAAUUUAUUUUCUUGGUGUCAAAAUUUGAGACUGUGCAACCCUUAGUCAUGGGAUGCAUUUGACGCCAUGGCAGCAGGUUUUGACUCUAGAUCAGAAAAUAAAUCCAAGUGACAAUCGGUGAA
Messenger RNA from Physcomitrium patens, 1726 nucleotides. RefSeq lists its product as uncharacterized. The record is from RefSeq and is a predicted model, not a curated record. Lineage: Eukaryota; Viridiplantae; Streptophyta; Bryopsida; Funariales; Funariaceae.